Messenger RNA from Ascoidea rubescens DSM 1968, 2598 nucleotides. RefSeq names its product MCM DNA helicase complex subunit MCM2 (gene MCM2). Gene Ontology annotation, molecular function: single-stranded DNA helicase activity; 3'-5' DNA helicase activity; single-stranded DNA binding. The transcript has a single exon. The record is from RefSeq and is a predicted model, not a curated record. Gene Ontology annotation, cellular component: MCM complex; nucleus. Lineage: Eukaryota; Fungi; Ascomycota; Saccharomycetes; Ascoideales; Ascoideaceae. Gene Ontology annotation, biological process: double-strand break repair via break-induced replication; mitotic DNA replication initiation. The coding region runs from base 1 to 2598 and encodes 865 amino acids.
AUGCCAAAUUCCAGAAAAAGACAGGCUUCUCAUCUUGACGAUGAAAAUGAUGAAGAUGCAAUUCCCAUUCUCUCAUCUCCAGGAUCUCCUAACGAUGUUUAUCAAAUUAAUAACUUACCGCCAUCUUCUCCUGGUUUUCCACUUGAAGAAGAUGAUAGAGAAAUAGUUGAUGAAAUCGAUGAUCUUGAUGAAGGUGCUAACGAAGUCGAUGGAGUCGAUUUAUUUGGAGACAAUAUGUUUAGAGAUUAUAAAAAGCUUGAUAAGUUUGACCAUUAUGACUCCAGCCAAAUAGAUGACAAUGACUAUGGGGAUGUUGACUUAGAUAUAGGUGGAAGAAGAGAGGUUGAUGAUCUUUUAAAUAAAAGAGAUAGAUUUUUGCAAAAAGAUUCCCUUCGAAAUCAUGGCGCUUUUUUAGAUGACGAAGAUGACGAAUUUGCCUUUGAUGAUUUAGAUCAAAACCGUCUACCAAGACAGCAAAGAAGAAGAAGAUUUGACCACGAAAAUCUAGGAAUGUUAAGUGAUAAUGAAAUUGACGAAGAUCCAUUAACAUAUGAAUUGAAUCUUGAAGAAUUAAGUGAAAUCAAGGCUCCCAGUAUAAGAGAAUGGAUCUUAUCUCCACCUGUUCAAAGAUCUAUUUCAAGAGAAUUGAGAUCAUUUUUACUUGAAUAUACAGAUGAAAAAGGUCGUUCUUAUUAUGGUUCAAAAAUUAAGUUAUUAGGAGAGAUAAACUCAGAGUCGUUGGAAGUCAAUUAUCAACAUCUAAUCAACUCAAAACCGAUUUUGGCAUUUUUUUUAAGUACAUCUCCCGAAGAAAUUAUUACACUUUUUGAUCAAGUUGCUAUAGAAUGUGUUCAAUUACAUUACUCUGAAUAUGCCCAGAUUCAUAGUGAUAUUCAUGUUAGAAUCACGAAUUUCUCUCCAAAUCUUUUUAAUUUGAGAGAACUAAGAGAAAACCAUUUAAAUUCUUUAGUAAAAGUUUCGGGGGUAGUCACAAGAAGAACAGGUGUUUUUCCUCAGUUAAAGCAUGUCAAGUUUGAUUGUAGUAAAUGUGGUGUUGUUUUAGGACCAUACUACCAAGGCUCUAAUCAAGAGGUUAAAGUCUCUUUUUGCAGUAAUUGCCAUUCAAGAGGACCAUUUAAAAUGAAUUCUGAGGUUACCACGUAUAGUAACUAUCAACAAAUUACUAUUCAGGAGCCUCCUGGUACAGUUCCAGCUGGCAGAUUGCCUCGUCAUAAAGACGUUAUUUUGUUGUGGGAUUUGGUAGAUAUGGCAAAACCUGGUCAGUUGGUCUCUGUUACUGGGAUUUACAAAAAUAGUUACAACGGUUAUCUAAAUGCUAAGAAUGGGUUCCCAGUCUUUGCAACUGUUAUAGAAGCCAAUUCAAUACAGGUUGAGGGCAGCAGCUCUAACUUAUUUGAAGAACGAAAUAACUAUGAUAACUCGGUAUUAGAUAAAAAUUUGAAUAUUUACAGAUACUCUGAGGAAGAAGAAAGCUUAUUUAGAAAGAUAUCAAAAGAAAGAGGAAUUGUCGAUAAACUUAUCAAUUCGAUUGCACCAUCUAUUUAUGGUCACCGAAACAUUAAAACUGCUAUUGCUUGCUCACUAUUUGGUGGAGUUCCUAAAGAUGUCAACGGCAAACAUUCCAUUCGUGGUGAUAUUAAUGUGUUGGUUUUAGGAGACCCUGGUACUGCAAAGUCUCAAAUUCUUAAAUAUGUUGAAAAAACUGCUUAUCGAGCUGUUUAUUCCACUGGUCAAGGAGCUUCUGGGGUUGGUUUGACAGCCUCUGUUAGAAAAGACCCAGUAACAAAUGAAUGGACAUUAGAGGGUGGUGCUCUUGUUUUAGCCGAUAAAGGAACCUGUAUUAUUGAUGAAUUUGAUAAAAUGCACGAUCGUGAUAGAACAUCUAUUCAUGAAGCUAUGGAGCAACAAAGUAUCUCUAUUUCUAAAGCUGGUAUUGUUACUACAUUACAGGCAAGAUGUGCAGUGAUAGCCGCUGCUAAUCCAAUUGGUGGAAAAUACAAUAGCACUAUGCCUCUAUCUCAAAAUGUUGACUUAACAGAGCCAAUCUUGUCAAGAUUUGACAUUAUAUGCAUUGUAAGGGAUUUAGUUGAUCCUGUUGAAGAUGAAAGAUUAGCAAAGUUUGUAAUUGAUUCUCAUUUCAAGUCUCUUAUGGCUGCCUCUAAAACUAGAGACUCGGAAGAAAUUGAAGAUAAUUCUGAAAUGUCCCAAGCCUCAGAUGUAUCUAACAAUCAUGGAACGAUCGAACAGGAUGUUUUAACAAAAUAUAUUCAUUAUUCCAAAAGAAUAAAACCAAAAUUAAAUCAAAUGGAUAUGCAAAAGGUUUCUCAGGUUUAUGCUGAUUUAAGAAAACAGUCAAUAGGAACAGGCAGUAUGGCAAUAACGGUUAGACAUUUAGAGGCUAUUUUGAGAAUUUCAGAAUCAUUUGCUAGAAUGAGAUUAAGUGAGUUUGUGAGUAGUAGUGAUUUGGAUAGAGCGAUCAAGGUUUCAGUUGAUAGUUUUAUUGGCACCCAAAAAUUAUCGGUGAGAAGGCAAUUGCAAAAAGUUUUUAUGAAAUAUACUCUUCCAAGAAGAAAUUAG